GGCGGAGCGCGCGGGCGGCGGCCGGAGCGGCGGCGGCGGCAGCGGACGGGCCAUGCGGGGCCCACGCUCCGGGCUCUGCCCGCUCCUCUUCAUCCUCCUCCUGCUCCCGCUCCUGCCGGCGGCUGCCGCGCUCGCCGCCGUCUCCGCCCGCCCGUGCGUCCCCCCGGCGCUGCGCCGCGGGCCGCUCGCGGUACCAGCGCGCUCCGGAGCCCGCGCGGGGCCGUCCGGGACCGCGGAGCCCGACGUCGGGGCGCAGGAGACCGGGGGCUCUGCGCGGCUGCCGGGGGCUGGCAGAGCACCCGCUGUGCCCCCCCGCGAUGCCGCCGGACCGCCGGAGCCCGCCGCGGCUCCCGUGCGGAGCAGACGCUCCCCCCAGGAGCUGCCCGGGGCCGGCGCCGCUCCCAGGAGGCGCAAGAGGGACUGGGUGAUCCCCCCCAUCAAGGUUCCUGAGAAUGAGAGGGGCCCCUUCCCCAAAAAGCUGGUUCAGAUCAAAUCCAACCGGGACAGAGAGACCAAGAUCUUCUACAGCAUCACGGGGCAGGGGGCAGACGCCCCCCCCGAGGGCAUCUUCACCAUCGAGAAGGAGUCGGGCUGGAUGAAGGUGACGCAGCCACUGGACCGGGAGCACAUCGACAAGUACCACCUCUUCUCCCACGCCGUGUCUGAGAACGGCAAACCGGUGGAGGAGCCGAUGGAGAUCAUAGUGACGGUGACGGACCAGAACGACAACAAGCCCCAGUUCACGCAGGAGAUCUUCAGGGGCUCCGUGCCCGAGGGUGCUUUGCCAGGCACCUCCGUGAUGCAGGUGACGGCCACGGACGCAGAUGACGCGGUGGAGACAUACAACGGCGUCAUCGCCUACUCCAUCCUCAGCCAGGAGCCGCGGGAGCCACAUCCCCACAUGUUCACCGUCAACAGGGCCACCGGCACCCUCAGCGUCAUCGCCAGCGGCCUGGACCGGGAGCGCGUGCGGGAGUACACACUGACCGUGCAGGCGGCCGACCUGGAUGGCGAGGGGCUGACCACCACGGCGCUGGCCGUGAUCGAGAUCGCGGACAUCAAUGACAACGCCCCCGAGUUCGACCCCAAAACGUACGAGGCGGCGGUGCCGGAGAACGAGGCCGGGCGGGAGGUGGCCCGUCUGACCGCCACCGACCUGGACGAGCCGAACACGCCGGCCUGGCGAACCGUCUACUCCAUCCUGCGUGGCAACGAGGGGGGAGCUUUCACCAUCGCCACCGACCCGGCCAGCAACGAGGGCGUCCUCCGCACUGCCAAGGGUCUGGACUACGAGGCCAAGAAGCAGUUUGUGCUCCACGUGGCCGUGGCCAACGAGGCGCCCUUUGCCGUGAAGCUGCCGACGGCCACUGCCACGGUGACGGUCAACGUGGAGGAUGUCAAUGAGGCACCCGUCUUUGACCCCGCGGUGCGGCUCGCCCAGGUGCCCGAGGAUGUGCCGCCGGGGCAGACCCUCACCUCCUGCACCGCCCAGGACCCCGACAAGGCCCAGGGGCAGAAGAUCAAGUACAUGAUGGGGCAUGACCCGGCGGGCUGGCUGGCCGUGCACCCCGAGAACGGGCUCGUGACGGCGCGGGACCACCUGGAUCGCGAGUCCCCCUUCACCAAGAACAGCACCUACACUGCCGUGCUGUUGGCCGUGGAUGAUGGCUCACCACCUGCCACGGGCACCGGCAUGCUGCUCCUCACGCUGCUGGACGUGAACGACCACGGCCCUGAGGCCGAGCCCCGGGACAUCACCGUCUGCAACCGCAGCCCCCAGCCCCAGGUCCUCAGCAUCACCGACAGGGACCUGCCCCCUAACACCGGCCCCUUCCGUGCCGAGCUCACCCAUGGCUCGGGGGACAGCUGGGCCGUGGAGGUCAGCGACCAAGACGACACCGUCACCCUGCAUUUGGUGGCGCCGCUGGAGCCGGAGCUGUACAGCGUCUACCUGCGGCUCCUGGACCGGCCGGGCAAAGCCCAACUCACUGUCAUCACUGCGCGCGUCUGCGACUGCGAGGGGCCGGCGCAGAGCUGCCCCCAGAGCCGCCAGUCCGCCACCGGCCUGCCCUUUGUCCUCGCUGCCCUCGGAGCCCUCCUGGCCUUGCUGCUCAUCCUGCUGCUGCUGCUCCUCUUCGUGAGGAGGAGGAAGGUGACGAAGGAGCCGCUGCUGCUGCCUGAAGACGACACACGGGACAACAUCUUUUACUACGGGGAGGAAGGCGGUGGGGAGGAGGAUCAGGACUAUGACCUGCGGCAGCUGCACCGGGGCCUGGACGCGCGCCCGGAGGUGAUCCGCAACGACGUGGCCCCCACGCUGAUGCCGGCCCCCCAGUACCGACCCCGGCCUGCCAACCCCGACGACAUUGGCACCUUCAUCGACGAGAACCUGAAGGCGGCCGACACAGACCCCACGGCCCCCCCGUACGACUCCCUGCUGGUGUUUGACUAUGAGGGCAGCGGCUCGGAGGCCACUUCUCUCAGCUCCCUCAACUCCUCUGCCUCGGACGGUGACCAGGACUACGACUACCUCAACGACUGGGGCAGCCGCUUCAAGAAGCUGGCGGAGCUCUACGGCGGCGGGGAGGAGGAGGACUAGGAGCCCCCAGCCCCAGCCCCCAGCCCCCUGCCCCACGCCUUAUCGCUGCCCGUGCCUUGGGGCUGCCCCCUCCCGCCGUGCCCCCGCCUCGGCGCCAGCCCCCCACCCCCUUCCUCUCUUCGGUUUCCUUUGGUCUUGCUGAUUUGUUUUGUAAGGAUGGAAUAAAGGCCGUGUGAUGCUCCAGCCAAGGUGAGCAGCUGCUGGUGUGAGUUUUAAUAAAGUGAGUGGGGUUUUGUUUAAGAUGC
Molecule: messenger RNA, 2844 nt
Organism: Colius striatus (speckled mousebird)
Lineage: Eukaryota; Metazoa; Chordata; Aves; Coliiformes; Coliidae
Product: B-cadherin
Exons: 15
Coding region: 53-2599 (848 amino acids)
Biological process (GO): cell morphogenesis; multicellular organism development; homophilic cell-cell adhesion
Cellular component (GO): plasma membrane; adherens junction; catenin complex
Molecular function (GO): calcium ion binding; cadherin binding
Source: RefSeq, a predicted model, not a curated record